UCUCACAAGCCAAGGCACUGGGGCUUCCUGCAUUUCAGCAGGAGCGUGCUGAACCAGCCCACAUCGUACCGUCCCAGGCUGCUGCUGGCGGGGCGUCCUGGGUCAGGUCAGAGCAGUCACCUGGCCCCUGCCGUGCUCCAUGCCCUGGAGAAGUUCACAGUUUACACCCUGGACAUGGCCGUGCUGUUCGGAGUCAGCACCACCUCUCCAGAGGAGGCCUGCGCUCAGAUGUUCUGUGAGGCCAAGAGGACGUCCCCCAGUAUCCUUUAUAUCCCUCACAUCCAGCGGUGGUGGGACACGGUGGGGUCUGCUCUCAGAGCUACCUUCCUCAGCUUGUUACAGGACAUCCCCUCAUUCUCACCCAUCCUGCUGCUGGCCACCUGUAAUGUCCCCCACAGCAGCCUCUUCCCUGAGGUCCAGGACCUGUUCUGUGCUGAGUAUGGAGAGGUGCUCCAGGUUCAGGUCCCAACCCCACAGGAGAGAAGGAACUUCUUUGACGAUCUCAUCCUAAACCAGGCUGCCAAAGCUCCUGCAUCCCAGAAGAAAGCAGUGCUUGCAGCCCUGGAGGUGCUUCCUGUUGCUCCCCCUCUUCCCCCAAGGAUGCUGACAGAAAAGGAGCAGCAGCGAUUGGAGGAGCAGGAGGAAGACACUCUCAGGGAGCUCCGCCUCUUCCUGCGUGAUGUCACCAACCGCCUCUCUCAGGACAAACGCUUCAAGGCCUUCACCAAGCCUGUCGACCUGGAGGAGGUACCUGACUAUGCUACAGUUAUAGAGCAGCCAAUGGACCUGUCCACUGUCCUCUCCAACAUCGACACUCACAAGUACGUGACUGUGAAGGAGUUUGUCCACGACGUGGAUCUCAUCUGGAAGAACUGUCUGGAAUACAACCCUGACAAAGAUCCUUCAGAUCGUCAGAUCCGCCACAGAGCCUGUGCUCUGAAGGACACUGUUCAGGCCAUCGUCAAAGACGAACUGGAUGAAGACUUUGAGAAGAUCUGCGAGGAUAUCAAGGAGUCCCGCAGCACAAGAGGUUGCUCCACUUCAAGGUUCGCUCCAUCCUACUAUCACGUUCAUCCCAAGACCAGAGCAGUGGAUGCCAAGAGCACCGAUGCAGCAGGCCCCUCUAAAGAGUCUACCGCUGCUGCUCCCUCAGCUGUGACCACGCCACGCCCUUCAGCUCAGAAGAAGAAGCGCAGGAAGAGCCGCUGGUGCAACGGCAUCAUCAGGAAAAGGUCCUCUCCUCACACUUCUAAAGACCACUCUGCUGUGGUGGAGUCUGGAGAGGAAGAAGAGGAGAGGAGAGGGGCAGAGAGUGAGGAGGAGGAGGAGGGGGGUGAUGCUGCAGCAGAGUCAGGCCUGGAGGAGCUGGAGAUCACUGGGGCUGAGGAGACCCCCAUGGAGCAGGAGGAACCAGCCCAACAGGAGAACCAGGACAGACAGCCCAUGGAGAAAGACACUAAGGACAGCCAGACCACGGAGGAGGCUAGCCAGGCUACAACGGAGGCUACCCAGCCCAGGGUGGAGGAAGCUGUGGAGGCUAGGGCUGGAGACCAGAGCAGUGAGGGCACCCAGGACCCUGUAGUGGUGGUUGGAGCCCAGGGAAACCACUUCUUACCAGAAGGGGGAGAUAAUGGGCAGGUGUCCUCUACAGACAAAACUGAGCCUCAGAGAGUGGAAGUGGACGAAGAGAAUACCACAGUAGGAGUGAGGCGUGUGACGCGGGGCUUGAAGUACCAGGGGAUGCAGCAGGUGAUGGAUGUUGACCAGGAGAUACUGGACCAGAAGACACAGCCCCCUGUGGUUGAUCACAACAAACUAAAGGAGCUGCUUCAGAGAGCGGUGUCUAAGACUGAGGGAUAUGAGGUCUAUCAACUGGAGAAGCUAUACGCCUUGUUAUGUCAGAGUAUCUACAGACAUCGCAAAGACUACGACAAGACUGCCCUGCUGAAGGAAAUUGAAAAUGAAAUUGAAGAUUUUUCAUAAUGAGUUUUAUAAAAUAAAGAUGUAGCUAGUCAUGGAUUGCACGUAUUUCCCGUUGUCUAAAUGUAUAAAGAACAAGUCUAGAACUAUAUUUUGAUAGAAAUAUACAGAUGUGUAUUUCCUAACAACUUGUAUACUGGUGCUUUUAUUUAAUUAAAGUGUUUUUUUUUACAA
This is a messenger RNA of Oncorhynchus kisutch (coho salmon), 2154 nucleotides long. Its product is annotated as ATPase family AAA domain-containing protein 2-like. Gene Ontology annotation, molecular function: chromatin binding; ATP hydrolysis activity; histone binding. The annotation marks the transcript as partial. Gene Ontology annotation, biological process: transcription initiation-coupled chromatin remodeling; nucleosome disassembly; nucleosome assembly. Gene Ontology annotation, cellular component: nucleus. Lineage: Eukaryota; Metazoa; Chordata; Actinopteri; Salmoniformes; Salmonidae. The transcript has 13 exons. The record is from RefSeq and is a predicted model, not a curated record.